Ostrea edulis (European flat oyster) is the source of this 406-nucleotide messenger RNA. RefSeq lists its product as uncharacterized. NCBI's taxonomy places the organism in Eukaryota, Metazoa, Mollusca, Bivalvia, Ostreida, Ostreidae. The transcript is spliced from 2 exons. Bases 1 to 399 code for a protein of 132 amino acids. The record is from RefSeq and is a predicted model, not a curated record.
AUGGCUGAUCUAACAAACUCCCAGAUUAUACAGUAUGCUACAGAGAUGAGAAAUCUCCUUAUUUCCCAUGAAAAAGCCAACCAACAGGUUUCUGUUCUAGAGUCCUACAUCCAGUGUUUAAGCCAGAAGACCUUCAGAUCUACACUUCAAGAUUCCAACUCCCAACCCAUACAAAACCUCACAAAGAAGUCUGUUGCCAAUGGCAUCAAGAGGGUUUACCAACAAGUCUCCAACCAAAAAUGGAUGAAAGUCACCGAGUUGUCUGCCCUUGUCACCCAGCAGCUGGACUUGGAACAACUACCAGAACCACCCACCGUCAGUGCAGGAGAAUCAAUAGAGAUGGACGAGAUGGCUUCUAUCACCACCAAGAGUUUCUGUGAGCUCUAUAGGAGUGCUUGAAGAGCUA